GAAGCGCUGCGGAGUGACGUCCCGCUGCUCGGAGUGAAAGCUCGGACAAAAGUUGCAGCGCACGGAGCACAUGUGCUUCAAGAUCACUUGGAUCUCAUUGUGGGAAAGGAGCAUGAAAAAACAACACGGAGCAAACAAACCUUCCCACAAGAACAGUAA
Messenger RNA from Symbiodinium natans, 159 nucleotides. The record is from the annotation of a GenBank genome assembly. Lineage: Eukaryota; Dinophyceae; Suessiales; Symbiodiniaceae.